UGUAUUUUUCAGGACGGUCAGCGUGGUCAUUUAGAGGGUCUUGCAUCAGUGUAUUGUGAAUUGUUAAUGGCUCCCUUUGGGGAUAUUUUAAGUGCUUUAGAAAACGCUCGGCAAGCGGCGUGGGCGGAACGAAGUCCCAUGAAUCCGGCCGGUGGCAGUGGGAGUAGCGGUAGUGGCAGUGGCGUGAGUGGCAUAGGUGGCCCCAGCGUCAGCACACACCACCGGCAUCACGGUCAUCGAGGCCAUUCGAGCCAAGGUGGCCUACCAAAUAGUCAUAGUCAGCCAAUUUAUGUGCCAGGAAAAUAUUCGCCUUCGAGUUGUCUGUCGGACAAGGAGGAGGACGAGAUCUACGGGUUCGGUUACGGUGUAUUUGCGCCGCGUGUUGCACGUGGCGGCCUCACCCAGCAGCAGCAUUUACUGCAACAACAUACGUUGCAGCAACAACAACAGGCCCAAGCACAACAACAGCAACAGCAAUUACCAUUAGUGCCAGGUAGCCAACAACAUUUGCAACAGCAGCAACAUCAGGCGCUGCAAACUCAUCAAACUCUCCCGCCAAACGUAGCACACUUGAAUUUUCUGCAGCAAAAUUGCUUAAGUCCAAGAUCAGCGUAUUUCUACGAAUUUCCACCUAAUGCAGAAGGUCGCGAGACCAAAAAACGUACCACCUUAGCGAGACUUUUGAAAGGUCUGAAAACAGUAAAUCGACGAGAUCGAAACAAUCAGCAAACUGCCGCACAAGUAAGGGCGGCGAAUGAACGACUGAGACAUUUUCAAACAAUGAAUGGUGGACAGCACCAAAGUUUUGAAGAGACAAUCCAUAGGGUAAGUUUUACGAUUUUUACAGUACACAUCCAUAUAUAUGUUAUAUAUGGUGGAUUUCCACCAGGCAUUAAAUGGGAAAAAUUUUAA
Messenger RNA from Rhagoletis pomonella (apple maggot), 912 nucleotides. Its product is annotated as myb-like protein Q. The record is from RefSeq and is a predicted model, not a curated record. The transcript has 5 exons. Lineage: Eukaryota; Metazoa; Arthropoda; Insecta; Diptera; Tephritidae. The coding region runs from base 67 to 912 and encodes 281 amino acids.